Molecule: messenger RNA, 1845 nt
Organism: Aspergillus chevalieri
Lineage: Eukaryota; Fungi; Ascomycota; Eurotiomycetes; Eurotiales; Aspergillaceae
Gene: UBA2
Product: E1 ubiquitin-activating protein ubaB
Exons: 8
Coding region: 1-1845 (614 amino acids)
Biological process (GO): protein sumoylation
Cellular component (GO): SUMO activating enzyme complex; cytoplasm
Molecular function (GO): SUMO activating enzyme activity
Source: RefSeq, a predicted model, not a curated record
AUGACGCGAGAUACUUAUCUCAAGCGCUCUGUCGGAACUCUCGCCAGGCGCAUUAAAGAGUCGCGUGUGCUGCUCGUGGGCGCUGGCGGCAUCGGCUGCGAGCUGCUCAAGAACCUCCUCCUGUCCGGGUUUGGCGAAAUCCACAUCAUCGAUCUCGAUACAAUCGACCUGAGCAAUUUGAAUCGCCAGUUUCUCUUCCGCUUCGAACACAUCAAGAAGCCCAAGGCACUGGUCGCGAAGGAAGUGGCACACAAGUUUCAGCCGCGCGCGAAGCUGGAAGCGUACCAUGCCAACAUUAAGGACAGCCAGUUCAAUGUUGACUGGUUUGGAAGCUUUGAUGUGGUGUUUAAUGCUCUGGAUAACCUCGAUGCACGGCGCUAUGUGAACCGGAUGUGUCUGGCGGCUGAUGUGCCCCUGAUUGAGAGCGGAACUACGGGAUUCAAUGGUCAGGUGCAGGUCAUCAAGAAGGGCCAAACUGAAUGUUACGAUUGUAAUUCCAAGGAAGUUCCGAAGUCGUUCCCCGUCUGUACCAUCCGGAGUACACCUAGCCAACCGAUUCACUGCAUCGUUUGGGCGAAAAGCUACCUUUUUCCUGAACUCUUCGGAAGGAGCGAGGAUGAGACAGAGGAGCUUGACAGUUCCGAAGAUGCUGAGAACGCGGAGGAAAUUGCGAACUUGCGCAGAGAAGCACAGGCCUUGAAGGAGAUUCGUCAGUCCAUGGGUUCUGAUGAAUUUCCUCGCAAGGUAUUUGAGAAGGUGUUCAAGGAGGAUAUUGAAAGGUUGAGAGGGAUGGAGGAUAUGUGGAAGACUCGCAAGCCACCAGAGUCCCUUGAUUUCGACAAGCUGGAGGCGGAGUCUUCAUCGAUCGAAGCUAUCAUUUCUAACAAUGACCAGAAAGUGUGGUCGUUGGCGGAAGACUUCGUCGUUUUCAAAGACAGCUUGGAUCGCUUGAGCAAGAGACUGAAGUCGCUUCAGGAGACAGCCGUGGGCGACAGUAAUCCCAUUCUAGACUUUGAUAAGGACGACGUUGAUACCUUGGACUUUGUUGCGGCUACUGCCAACCUGCGAGCUGCGAUUUUUGGAAUCGACCCUAAGUCCAAGUUCGACACAAAGCAAAUGGCCGGUAACAUUAUUCCUGCUAUCGCCACUACCAACGCUAUGACUGCCGGUCUUUGCGUUCUACAGGCUAUGAAGGUUUUGAAAGAUGACUAUGCUAAUGCUAAAAUGGUCUUCCUGGAACGCUCCGGUGCUCGUGCCAUCAAUUCUGAUUCACUGAAGCCACCCAACCCCAACUGCCCAGUGUGCUCGGUCGCAAUGGGACGCAUCACAAUGGAUCCCAAACGCGCCACGCUCAGCAACUUGGUUGAAGAUGUGCUCCGCUCCCAACUCGGGUACGGCGAGGAAUUUUCUAUCAGCAAUGAACUGGGCACUAUCUAUGAUCCUGAUUUGGAAGACAACCUACCGAAGAAAUUGCUGGACCUGGGUGUAAAAGACGAAAGUUUCUUGACUGUCGUUGAUGAAGAUGAUGAACCGCGCGUGAAUCUCGAGUUGAUCGUGAAGGCUCCGGAAGAGUCUCCGCUGUCGAACGAAGAGAAACCAAUCUCUCUGGAGAAAGCAGUCGACAUCCCCCGCAAGCCUAAAGCCCCAACGCCAGCACCUCCUACCUUCCCCGAAACCGUCAGCGACACCACCGGCGUGAAGCGCAAGCUUGAGGAGACAGAAAUCGGCCAAGAAGAUUUACAUGUCAAACGGAUUCAUACGAACAAUGCCGCUAAUGGAGACGACGGCACUCAGCCUAUCGUCUUGGAUGAGGCGGAUGGUGGUGCUAUCUUGAUUGAUGAUUGA